GACAGACUGUAAUCAGCCACGGUGUUGGAAUCCCAACCACUCGUCGCGGCCUCUCAUGCAGCCGCCAGAAUCCGUCCGUCAACGAAACUUUCCAACUUUCUAAAACUCCUAAGCAAGCAAGCAACCGGCCGUUAUAAUUCUCAUACUCCCUCCAACUGCUAAAAAUCAUCCGUCUUUUCUUUUCUAGCAGUGCUCUGGCGAAACAGUUUGGUAGCUCUUCGCCGUUCUUAUCUGGAAAUGGGAACCGUCCUGGAUUCUCAUUUUCUUGCUCUCACAGCCAUAGUCACCGUACUCAAUUCUCUUUUCCCCCACCUUGGGGAUUCACGGGCUUCUCUUUGUUUUCUUUGUAGGUUUUGGGGAAAGAUCGUUUACAAGUUGUUGUUGUUCAUUGUAUUAUGUAGGUGGGAUACCAGUUGCUCUUCUUCAUUGUCACAGCUCUUCUCAAGUUUGAUAAAGUCACCGACUUUGCAGAAUAGAUCAUGGAAAUUGGUGGAUUGGUGGAUAAUGGAAAUAGAUGGAAGCACGAAUUUCAUCAUACUUGCAGCUCUAACCCUCAUUCUGAAAGGGACAUGGUAUUUCAGACAGGUUGUCUUGAGUGUCCUUGUCAUAAUAUGGGGUAUUCGUCUGGGCCUGUUUCUGUUAAUGAGGAUUUUGCAGUGGGGGGAGGAUAGGCGUUUCGAUGAAAUGCGCAGCAAUUUGGGGAAGUUAGCAGUUUUCUGGAUAUUUCAGGCUGUAUGGGUUUGGACGGUGAGUUUGCCCUUGACAGUAGUGAAUUCCAGUGACAGAGAUCCAGCACUAGAUGUUCGGGACAUAAUCGGGUGGAUAAUGUGGUCUAUCGGUACUUCAUUUGAAGCUACAGCUGAUCAACAGAAACUUGCUUUCAAGAACUCACCUGAAAACAGAGGCAAAUGGUGCAAUGUUGGGCUCUGGAGCUAUACUCGCCACCCUAACUACUUCGGAGAGAUUUUCCUAUGGUGGGGGAUCUUUGUGGCGGCUUCACCUGUGUUGAAAGGGGCUGAAUGGCUUGUCAUUCUAGGGCCAAUCUUCUUGACAUUGCUGCUUCUUUUCCUCAGUGGUAUUCCACUGCUCGAGGACUCUGCUGACAAGAAGUUUGGCAAUGUUCCAGCAUAUAGAAUCUACAAAAGGAGGACCAGCCCCCUAAUACCGCUGCCUCCAUCACUAUAUGAAAACCUGCCAUCAUGGUUCAAAACUGUGCUUUUGUUCGAGCUGCCAUUGUACAGUCGCAGUCUCCCUACAGAGGGGUUAGCAUGGUGUAGAAAGAGCAGUGAGGGAGAAGGGAUCAAAGGAGAUGAGAUGAAGUUGAGCUGAUUGUUUUACCUGCAAAAUUAACAAAAAGAAAAAGAGUGAAUUUGUGAUUCAUUAUGGCAGUUAGUUAUUGACCAUAAGGGUCCCCGUGUUUAUGGGUUCUUGAACCAUUCACGACUUCAAAGAUACUGGCCAGUGUUGCCUUAGGUUCCAAGUUUAACAGUUUUGCCUGAAUGGCGGUAGCCUGUUUGUCAAUCCAACCCGCCGGUUCAGUACGAUUAUUUAUGGUUAAAGAUUCUGGAUACAACAGAAAAGAAUUCUUUGAUGUAUGUCAAUCUCUAUUUAAAAUUCCGA
Messenger RNA from Linum tenue, 1620 nucleotides. The record is from the annotation of a GenBank genome assembly. Lineage: Eukaryota; Viridiplantae; Streptophyta; Magnoliopsida; Malpighiales; Linaceae.